Molecule: messenger RNA, 1919 nt
Organism: Oreochromis niloticus (Nile tilapia)
Lineage: Eukaryota; Metazoa; Chordata; Actinopteri; Cichliformes; Cichlidae
Exons: 6
Coding region: 211-852 (213 amino acids)
Source: RefSeq, a predicted model, not a curated record
GCCAGAAAUAUCAAUCAGAGGAUCUUAAUGUCUCUUAAUCUGUGUAACUGUGGUUUAACAGCAACAUCACAUCAGUUUGAGACUGCAGCUGGAACAAAUACCAGCAGCCUUCAGACGUCUGCAGAAACCUGCAACUAUCAAGAAGUAAUCUUCACUUUAGCUUUCUAACUGUUGUGGAUUACAGAACUGAACACAUUUUGAGUCUCAGCCAUGUGGACACAAGAGAUAAACUUCUUCUAUUUGGCCAUCGUCUCUUGUCUGUCUGCAUCUUCAGCUGCUGAAGUGUACCUGCAGCAGCCCAGGAUCUCUGUGACAUCUCCAAAUGGAGGACUGGUCAGGGUUUAUGAAGGUGCAGAGAUCAUCAAGGGUUACAGCUUCGUCUUCACCUGCACAAAUAAUGAAAACUAUCCUGGAGGAGUUUUCAAUCUCAUCCUCUAUGGCUCCAAUAUGACACACACCAAACACACUGAGCCAUCUGUCAACAACUCAGCCUCCUUUAGUUUUCCUGUAGCUGACUUUGGACAUGAGGGCGAGUACAGAUGUGUGUAUGAGAUAACUCUGUUAGCAGGAACAUUCACUUCUCCUGAAAAUUGGACAUUCCCUUUUUCUGAAUAUUGGACAUUCCCUUCUCCUGAAUAUUGGAGGAUUCAUGUUUCUGUGAUAUAUUCAAGGACUCCAAUCCUGAGAUAUGCUUUCCUGCCACUGAUUCUGCUUUUGGAGAACAUUGCCCUUCAUUUCUACUAUAAGGUCAUCAAAAAGCAGAAAUCAGACAAAAAGCAGAACGAUGAGACGGAUGUUUCCAGAUCUGAAGAAGUGGAGGCCGAGGAGGAAACAGUCCAAGAAAUAGAAUAGAAACAUAGAAAAAAACACACAAGUCUAAAUUUUUCCGGGAAUUUGUAUUAAAGUUGUUUAAAUAUUGUUUAAUUAUGUUUAUGUUUUAAAUGUCUGACAAAUUACUGCAGCUACUCUAUUUAACCUGCCUUUAUUGUUGAGUAUAAACUCUUAAUAGCAUGACUGUGACUUAAGUUUGAAAAUAAUCCUUCAUCCUCUCCAGUCCUCACUUUCUUACAUCUUCCUCCAUCUCUGCCAGUGAAGUUUUCACACAUUAAAUUUUUUACUUCUCACUAAACUGUAUCUUUGGCUAACAGACAGAAUGUGAGUCAAUCUGCACAUAAACAUGUUUUUAUGUUUGGUGAUAUUUUUGAACUCUUUGAAUUCAUCUGCCAUUUAGUUCCUGCAUUUAUAUCAUCCUACUAUGUGGCACUAGGUAGAUGUUUCAAUAUUGUGACUGCAACUUAACUGACAGCUGCAGCAUGGAUGUAUGACAGUGAUGAGAAGGAGAAAUACAGGCAGAAAUACCCUCAGCCUCCUAGUAGAUACACCUGUGGUAUUGUUAUGACCCAGAGCUAAACAUAUAACACACACACCACUGCUCUACCUGGAUCAAUAUCAAAGCGUUACAUGUCCAAGCCUGCAUGACAGGGUGACCACAAUACUACAUCAGGCUUUUAUGGCUGGGUGACCAAGGGGUGACUUAACUGUGUCUGUGACAUCACCAGCAACAGCUUCUAGCUGGCUUAUCUAAACGUGGUGUGCAGUGUGACCAUACAAAACUGGACAAGAUGUUGCAGGAGUCAGAAACUACAGCAGAUGAACAGUUUCUGAAAGUCAUGUCAGUAAGAAACAGGAAAACAUCCAAUAAAGACCUGACACAGGACCUGAGAGACACAUUUGGCAGAUUGUCGUGGUCUUGGGUCAUGGACUCAGAGGUUUGAGUUUUAGGACUUAGAAUUCUUGUUUGUUUACUUUUUAUGCUUUGUUUUUGUUUCUCCUCCAGCAUUUUAAAAAGUACAGAUUACCUCUUCUUCUGGAACUUCUUGGUAUUUUCCUUUCGAAUUUAUGGACUUUGAUUUGUAGAC